CGGAGGCACUUCGGAAUCUGGCUCCCGAUAGCAUGGAAAGCCCAAGUGGACCCGAGCAGGGCUCGCUGCUGGCGGCCGCCCGGGGGGCUUACAGGACCUUUUUCGGAGGGGUGGAUCCCCAGAUCGCGGUGUCGGCUCCGGGAAGGGUGAACUUGAUCGGGGAGCACACGGAUUACAACCAGGGGUUCGUGCUUCCUAUGGCCUUGCAGAUGGGAACCAUGGUGGUUGGGAGCCCGAGAGAAGAUGGAAUCAUAUCCAUUGUCACAACCGCACAGGGAGCAGACGAGCCUAAAAAGGUGACAUUUCCAGUUCCCGUGGAAGGUGCCACCUUGGAGCCAGGAGAACCUCGCUGGGCAAACUAUGUCAAAGGGGUCAUUCAGCAUUAUCAGGCUGGCCCUCUCCCAGGCUUCAAUGCAGUCAUAGCCAGCAAUGUUCCACUCGGUGGCGGUCUGUCAAGUUCAGCUUCCUUGGAAGUGGCUACGUACACAUUUCUGCAGCAGUUGUGUCCAGAUGAUGGGAAUCCUGUAACUAAGGCAUUAGUAUGCCAGAAAGCGGAGCACACCUUUGCAAUGAUGCCUUGUGGCAUCAUGGACCAGUUCAUCUCUGUGAUGGGGAAGGAGGGCCAUGCCUUGCUGAUAGACUGCAGGUCACUAGAGACUUCCCUGGUGCCUUUGGCUGACCCAGAUGUAGUUGUACUCAUCACCAACUCCAAUGUGCGGCACACCUUGACGGGCAGUGAAUACCCCACCCGUCGGCGCCAGUGUGAAGAGGCAGCGAAGGUGCUUGGCAAGGAAAGCCUGAGAGAAGCCACUAUGGCAGACUUAGAGGCUUCUAAGGCCUUGCUAAGUGAGUUGGUGUACCGGCGAGCCAGGCACGUCAUUGGGGAAAUCGAACGUACCUCCCGAGCCACUGAGGCACUGCAGUCCAAGGACUAUAAGAGAUUUGGGCAACUGAUGGUGGAGAGUCACAAUUCCUUGCGAGAUGACUAUGACGUCAGCUGCCCAGAAUUAGAUGAACUGGUUUCUGCUGCUUUGGAGAUCCCUGGAGUUUACGGCAGCAGGAUGACUGGUGGGGGAUUCGGAGGCUGCACUGUUACUCUGCUUGAAUCUGGCGUAGCAGAAAAAGUCCAGAAGCAUAUCAAGGAAAAAUACAGCAGGACAGCCACCUUCUAUUUGACACAACCUUCUGAUGGAGCCAGAGUACAUCCUCUGCAAUGAGCCAACUCCCAAUCCCAACCCUGUCAGAGCAAGGGUUUCCUGUUUCUCUGGUACCAACGACACAGAGCACUGCAAAGGUCAGAGCCGGCGUCCCUGAUCCAUGUGCUUGAGACUCCAUUCAAAGACUUCCAAAUUCUGAUGAAAACUUGAACUCUUUCUUCUCUCUCUCUCUCUCUCUCUUUUAAAUCUGGUUUUUACAUGUAGAACCUUCCUUCCAGUCUGCUCUACUGAACAGAGGUCUCUUCUCCUGACUGUUUUACAUUACAAUUUGUGGCAGGGAA
This is a messenger RNA of Lacerta agilis (Sand lizard), 1498 nucleotides long. It is a transcript of the gene GALK1, whose product is annotated as galactokinase 1. The record is from RefSeq and is a predicted model, not a curated record. Gene Ontology annotation, biological process: galactose metabolic process; carbohydrate phosphorylation. The transcript is spliced from 8 exons. Gene Ontology annotation, cellular component: cytoplasm; cytosol. The coding region runs from base 33 to 1217 and encodes 394 amino acids. Lineage: Eukaryota; Metazoa; Chordata; Lepidosauria; Squamata; Lacertidae. Gene Ontology annotation, molecular function: galactokinase activity; ATP binding.